UCGUAUGAGCGACGAGGGAGGCAGCAGCGGCGAGGAGAGGAGACUAAGAGAGGGGAGGAGGACGAGCCGAGCCACGGAGACGCAGUGGGGGCCCUCAGUCCGAGCACAUCGCCGCAGCGACGCAGCACAAUCUUCUUCCUCCCCCCCCCCCCCCCGAACCUCCCCCUUCUCUGUUUAUGUCGCCUCCUAGCCCACGCCGCCGACACGUAACCCGCUGCGUGUGGCUCAAGCCUCGCCAGCAUGGAGACGCAAACACGCACUGAAAUGUGAAGAUUCUUCUUUAUUUUUAAUUUUUUUUCUCUCGAGAAAGUGGACUCAACCUGACAACAUGAAGAAGUUCAACAUCAGGAAGGUGCUGGACGGCUUGAAGGAGGCGUCCUCCUCUUCCUCCUCCACCUUCUCCUCCUCCUCCACCCCGUCGGUGCAAGUGGGCCCGCAGGACAACCACCUGGUCCAGGAGAGCCUCCUGUCGGAGCACUUCCAGCUGUGCAAGACUGUCCGUCAUGGUUUUCCAUAUCAGCCGUCAUCCAUGGCCUUUGACCCUGUGCAGAAGAUACUGGCCAUCGGCACUCAGAGGGGAGCGCUCAGAUUGUUCGGUCGUCCCGGUGUGGAGAGUUACUGCCAACAUGAGAGUGAAGCGGCCGUCAUCCAGCUUCAGUUUCUCAUCAAUGAGGGAGCGCUUGUAAGUGCCCUGGCGGAUGACACAGUGCACCUGUGGAACCUGAGGCAGAAGAGACCAGCCAUCCUGCACUCGCUCAAGUUCAGCAAAGAGAGGAUAACCUUCUGCCACCUACCCUUCCAGAGUAAAUGGCUGUACAUCGGCACGGAACGGGGCAACGUCCACAUCGUCAACGUGGAGUCCUUUAUGCUCUCAGGCUAUGUCAUCAUGUGGAAUAAAGCCAUUGAACUGUCUUCCAAGGCUCACCCUGGACCAGUCGUCCAUAUCAGUGACAACCCCAUGGAUGAGGCAAAGCUCAUAAUUGGAUUCGAGUCUGGCAUCGUGGUCCUGUGGGAUCUGAAAUCAAAGAAGGCCGACUAUCGCUACACUUAUGAUGAGGCGAUCCACUCAGUUGCCUGGCACCACGAGGGCAAACAGUUCACCUGCAGUCACUCAGAUGGGACGUUGACCAUAUGGAACGUGAGAGGCCAGGGCAAACCCAUACAGACAAUCACCCCCCACGGAAAACAACCCAAGGAUGGAAAGAAGCCAGAGCCUUGUAAACCCAUUCUCAAAGUGGAGUACAAAACCACCAGGAUUGGGGAACCUUUCCUCAUCCUGUCUGGUGGUCUGUCCUACGACACGGUGGGCAGGCGGCCAUGUCUAACGGUCAUGCACGGGAAGAGCACGGCCGUCCUGGAGAUGGACUACCCUAUAGUGGACUUCCUCACGCUGUGUGAGACGCCGUACCCCAACGAUUUUCAGGAACCUUACGCCGUGGUGGUCCUCCUGGAAAAAGACUUGGUGGUGAUCGACCUCGCACAAAACGGUUACCCCAUCUUCGAGAAUCCCUACCCCCUGAGCAUCCACGAGUCCCCGGUGACCUGCUGCGAGUAUUUGGCCGACUGCCCCGUGGACCUCAUACCAGCACUUUACUCUGUGGGCUCUCGACAGAAGCGGCAAGGCUACAGCAAAAAGGAGUGGCCUAUCAGUGGGGGCAACUGGGGUCAAGGCACACAAAGCUACCCAGAGAUCAUCAUCACUGGGCAUGCUGAUGGAACAGUGAAGUUUUGGGAUGCCUCUGCAAUAAUGCUCCAGGUGCUCUACAAGCUGAAAACAGCCAAGGUGUUUGACAGGAACCGCUCCAAAGAGGACAAGGGCAGCACGGAGGUGUCGGAUGAAGACCCCUUCGCCAUUCAGCUCAUGACCUGGUGCCCCGAGAGUCGCAUGCUGUGUGUGGCCGGCGUGUCUGCAAACAUCAUCAUCUACCGCUUCAGCAAACUGGAAGUAACCACAGAGGUGGUGCAGCUACUAGAAGUGCGGAUGCAGUAUGAGCUGAACGACAUGGAGUCUCCAGAGGGCGGAAGCGGCGAGCAAACGUCGGCGGGUGCCUCCCCGCAGACAAGCGGUCCACCCUCUCACCCUUCCACCAGUAGCAACAACUCUGACGGAAGCAACAUGCCGUGCCUCAAGGUGCGCAGUACUCAGCUGAAGCAGUCUCCGGGUUACCAGGUAGACCUGGUGGUGCAGUUAGUGUGGGUGAGCGGAGAGCCUCCUCAUCAGAUCACAAGCCUGGCACUCAAUUCCUCCUACGGCCUGGUGGUGUUUGGUAACAGCAACGGUCUGGCCGUGGUGGACUACAUCCAGAAGACCAUAGUGCUAAACAUGGCCACGGUGGAGCUGUACGGCUCCAACGACCCGUACCAGAGACAACCACGCUCUCCGAGGAAGUCGAGACAGCCCUCCGGAGGACUGUGCGACAUCAACGAGGGAUCGGCCACGUCAGAGGACCGCUGCAAGUCUCCCACUUCAGUGUUGAUGACAAACAGCAAUCUCCAACAGUUCUACAAUGGAGCUGGUAGAGGAGCAAAGAUGUCACGGAAAUUAAGCUUGCCUACUGAGCUAAAGCCAGACUUGGUCCUCUUGUCUGUAUGCCCGCCCCGGGGUGCCAACCCUCUAGACCACCGGGACAACUCGUUCAGUCGCUCGCGCUCGUCCAGCGUCACCAGCAUCGACAAGGAAGCAAAAGAAGCCAUUAUCUCCUUCCAAUUCUGCGAGACCUUCGCCCGCAAGGGAGACAGCACUUUAUCGCCUUGCCUGUACGUGGGCACCUCCCUGGGCAGCGUGAUGGCUCUGGCCAUCACAUUGCCGCCUGCUGGGGAGCAGAGGCAACUGCAGCCUGUCAUCCUUUCACCCACAGGCAUGUUGAUCCGACUAAAGGGCAGCAUCAUGCAGCUGGCCUUCAUGGACUCCGCCGGUUCCCUUUUGCCCCCCGCCAAUGACCCGUGGUUCGAACCCAACUUCUCGGUGGACGGCGAGGAGCGCGAAAAGGUCCGCAAGCGUCGUCCCGUCUCGGUGUCUCCGUCCAGCUCGCAGGACCUGAACGAGGGCCAGUAUGCGGUGGCGUGCUCGGAGAAGCAGGCCAAGGUGCUCUCUCUGCCCACCCAGACGUGCAUCUACAAACACAGCAUCACAGAGACCUCCUUCAUCCUCCGUGCCGACGUGGUCCAGACGAGCCACGGCGUGUGCUUGGCAUGUUUCUGCGCUAACGGCCACAUCAUGACCCUCAGUUUACCAGGACUGAGACCCCUCAUGGACGUAAACUACCUGCCUCUGACGGACAUGAGGAUAGCCAGGACCUUCUGCUUCACCAACCUGGGCCAGGCCAUGUACAUGUGCUCCCCCACUGAGAUCCAGAGGAUCACUUACAGUCAGGACACCUGCGAGAACCUACAGGAAAUGCUUGGGGAAUUGUUUACGCCAGUGGAGACACCAGAGGCGCCCAACAGAGGGUUCUUCAAGGGUCUCUUUGGGGGAGGAGCACAGUCCCUGGACAGGGAGGAGCUAUUCGGGGAGUUGGCUGCCGGACGAGCAUCCCGAAGCCUGGCCCAGCACAUCCCGGGCCCAGGCGGCAUCGAGGGCAUGAAGGGGGCGGCAUCUGGCGUGGUGGGGGACCUGGCGCGAGCCCGGAUAGCGUUGGACGAGCGAGGGCAGAAAUUGGGCGAGCUGGAUGAGAGGACGGCCGCCAUGAUGGCCAGUGCAGACUCCUUUUCCAAGCACGCGCACGACAUGAUGCUGAAGUGCAAAGACAAGAAGUGGUACCAGUUCUGAUGGGCGGGACUCCUCAUCACCGCCAUGACCUCCCACCCUGCCGCCCGUCGUUAAUCCCUCCGAGACACUUGGGAUGCUCUUCCCUUUAGCACAACGUCCAUAUUGUUCUUAGCUCCGUCGUUCUCAGGCGGGAACUGAGGGAGACGCAGGGAAGUCGGACUCUUUUUAGUUUCCCUCCUCUCGGAACGCGCGUGGAGAGUUUUCAUUCUCAUUUGCCAAAACUGUCCUUAAAAAAAACUGAUGUCAGUAUUUCAAAGCUGGAACAGAGACACAUAAUAUUGUUGAAAUGUACAAAAAAAAAUCUAAAUACAUUAUAAUAUAUAAAAAAAGAAAUAUAUAUAUAAAAAUUGACAUAGGCAAAAGCUGUUUUUGAGAGCAGUACUAAAGUGAGGGCGCUGAUUGGAUGGAUGAAGGAAGGAGGCCCGCCCAUACAGGAAGUGACGCCUCCUCUAUGCAGAGUCACCUUUUUUUUUCUUUUUUUUUUUUUCCUCAACUUCCAGACUCUCCUGACAUGUUCUGGUUAUCCCUGUAUUUAUGGAUUAUUGUUUUGUCAAUAACACUGGAAAGCUCUUAUUUUUC
This is a messenger RNA of Nerophis ophidion (straightnose pipefish), 4348 nucleotides long. It is a transcript of the gene stxbp5a, whose product is annotated as syntaxin binding protein 5a (tomosyn). The transcript has 27 exons. Gene Ontology annotation, molecular function: GTPase activator activity; syntaxin binding; myosin II binding. The coding region runs from base 329 to 3769 and encodes 1146 amino acids. The record is from RefSeq and is a predicted model, not a curated record. NCBI's taxonomy places the organism in Eukaryota, Metazoa, Chordata, Actinopteri, Syngnathiformes, Syngnathidae. Gene Ontology annotation, cellular component: SNARE complex; cytoplasm; plasma membrane. Gene Ontology annotation, biological process: regulation of exocytosis; regulation of protein secretion.